UCUAACUUGAGACUAUGAGCAAUGGCAGGGAUGACAGCAGUUCUGUUUCGAGGGGCGAGUUUCUCGCCCGGUAUCCGAAAGUGUGGUUUGUGUCAUAUCAAUGUACAACGGUCAUUCAGCAUUUUAGUGAAAAAUCAAAAGCAGCUACUGACGUCCAAGGUCCAUGAUGGAAUCCCUAGAUACUGUGGAAAACAUGGUGGAUGGAAUAAGUACUCCAUCUCGAAGACAUCUUUGUUUCGAAAGUUAUUACCCCCAAAAGUUGGCAAAAGAACUUGUUUUCACCCUGGAGCCUCCACCCUUGCACCUAAUGAAAUUAAUUCUACUAAAAAAGAAGUUAGUGGAUGGGACAUAGUGAAGGCCAUGAUGACCUAUAUCUGGCCCAAGAACAAACCUGGAAUCAAGGCUAGAGUUGUGAUCGCAGUCGGGCUUCUUGUUGGGUCCAAGGUGAUGAAUGUACAGGUGCCUUUCAUCUUUAAGUAUGCAGUAGACUGGCUUAAUGCUCCCAGUAACUGGCUAAAUCUUGACGAUCCAACAGCUACAAUUAUUACCAUGGCAACAGCUUUAUUAAUAGGCUAUGGUCUAGCCCGAGCAGGUGCUUCAGCAUUGAAUGAGCUUCGCAAUGCUGUGUUUGCCAAAGUGGCUCAAAACUCAAUACGCCGUGUCGCCCGCAAUGUAUUUCUUCAUCUACAUAACCUUGACCUUAGUUUUCACCUUUCUCGUCAAACUGGUGCUGUGUCCAAAGCCAUAGAUCGAGGAACAAGAGGCAUUAACUUUGUUCUGAGUGCACUGGUGUUCAAUGUUGCACCAACAAUAUUCGAGGUUUCCCUGGUAACCUCCAUAUUGUACUACAAGUGUGGGAUUCAGUAUGCCAUGGUGGCUCUGGGUUGUAUUGGGACCUACACCCUCUUCACUCUGCUCGUCACACAGUGGAGGACUCAGUUUCGUGUAAAGAUGAACCAGGCAGACUCUAAAGCAGGAUCUAUGGCCAUUGAUUCACUCAUCAACUACGAGACUGUGAAGUAUUUCAACAAUGAGAAGUAUGAAGCUGACAAGUAUGACAAGGUGUUGAAGAACUAUGAGACUGCCUCCCUCAAGACCACCACCAGUCUGGCCAUGUUGAACUGGGGACAGAAUGCCAUCUUCAGCGCCGGAAUCACUGGCAUCAUGCUGCUGUCCAGUCAACAGAUAAUGGCAGGUACUAUGACUGUUGGGGACCUGGUGAUGGUUAAUGGACUCCUCUUCCAGCUCUCUAUGCCUCUCAACUUCCUCGGUUCCGUGUAUCGGGAAGUUCGCCAGUCCCUGAUCGACAUGCACACCAUGUUUAGUAUCCUCAACAUAACACCCAAUGUGAUGAAUGAUCUCAAUGCUCCAUCACUGUGCAUCACACCCUCUGAGUCCACCAUCACGUUUGAGGAUGUGUAUUUUGAAUAUGUUCCGGGACAGAAGAUUCUCAAUGGUCUGUCAUUUACUGUACCAUCAGGGAAGAAGGUAGCUGUUGUUGGUGGCAGCGGUUCAGGAAAAUCGACCAUUGUGAGGUUGCUGUACCGCUUCUUUGACACAGACCAGGGACGUAUUCUGAUCAAUGGGCAGGACAUAAAAUCCUUGAAUCUGGACAGCACUCGGAAAGCUAUAGGAGUCGUUCCUCAGGAUUGUGUGUUGUUCCAUGACACUGUCUUCAACAACAUCCAUUAUGGUGAUCUGACCAAGUCUGAGACAGAUGUACACAACGCUGCCCAGAUGGUGGAACUGCAUGAUGCCAUUAUGACCCGAUUCCCUAAUCAGUAUGAAACCCAGGUUGGAGAGCGGGGCCUCAAGCUCUCAGGGGGAGAGAAGCAGAGGGUAGCCAUUGCCAGGACCAUCAUGAAGGACCCUCCCAUCAUUAUCUAUGACGAAGCUACCUCAAGCCUGGACACAAUCACAGAACAGAACAUUCUAUCAGCACUUCGUGAGGUAACGAAAGGGAAGACCACAGUAGUGAUCGCUCACCGACUGUCAACUGUUGUUGAUGCAGAUAUGAUAUUGGUGUUGGAGAAAGGUCGUGUGGCGGAGCAAGGGACACACUACAGCCUCCUGGCCGAUCCCAACAGUCUGUACAGCCAUCUGUGGACUAAGCAGAGCCAGGUAAAGAUGGCUGACCCAGCAGAUGCAGAUGCAGAUGCCUCGGUCCUGGAAGAAACAGAUGACAUCAAGCAGUAACUGAAGACAAAGAAACAGACCUUGAAGGCAAAGAUGACAUAAUGCUGAAUCAACAGGUCAGACAACUUGGUAGUGGAGAGAACAGAUGAUAUUAAUCAGUGGCAGCAGACGAUUUAGUCCUGGAAGAAGGAGUCACAGACAACUUGGCACUGAAGGAAACAGAUGACAUCUAGUAGGGGCAGCAGACAACUGGGUCAUGGAGAGAAAGGACAACAGUAAACAUCAGUCACAGACUCCUUGAUCAAAGAGAAAGCAGUCACAGACAACUUGGUCCGGAAGGGAACAAAGUCAAGUGGCAGUGCAGACACAGGAGCACACCUCGAGGAAACAAAUGGCAUCAAGCAGUAGCUUUAACAAUAGCAGCAGCAGCAGCAGCAGCAGCAAGCAGCAGACAGUUUGUCCUCUUGGGAACAAAUGACAUUGAGUACUUGAAUACCCAUUUCAGUUCUUGCUUCAGAUAUCUCAUUUCAGGGCAUCUUGGCACUGAUAUCUGCAGUAUGUGCCAGCAUGGAGGUAGCUUGUGUAUGGUGUAAACAACUCAGGUACUCGAUAUCCAAAAAUGAAAUUGUUCAGUAGCACCAAGAUUAUUUGCAGAGAUGUAGUAUUUAGAUCUUAUAUGCUGGCACCAAACAUCACCGCUUGACAUACUCAAAGUUCCAACUUAGACUAAGGUAGCAAAUGAAUAUCCUUAACAUUCAAGAUUCACAUUCAGAUUGUUGGUUAUGUUCACUGGAAGACAAAAUCUGUUUCUCAUGUUAUCUUCUGUACUUAUAGCGUUGUCUAUUGCUCUCUAGUUGUACAGAAAAAUGUCCUCCAGAGGGUGCCACUUUACAAGUAACAGUACAAAGGCUAUCAACCAUCUUCCCACAGGUUUGUCACACCCAUUUCACCCCAAACUGCUUGGUCUCAUGUCUCAGGUCUGCUUUCCCACUACGUGCUUCUGUAGCCAGAUGGCUGGUUGUGUUUGCCUAAGUGUAGAGCACCAAAUUUAAGUCUAUGGUGUGUUCAAUCAGUGUAUGAAAUAAGGCCAAUCCGACCGCCCAAGACGGGUUAGAUUUCAGACAGACGGUCUAGAUUUACAGCUAGCCAGCCCGAUGGUCUGGUAAAAAUUGAGAUAUUAUAUACAUCUAAGUCAAAUCUUGGUGUCUGGUCUGGUAACAUUUUGAAGUUACCAGCCCUGAUGUCUGGCUGGGGUUUUGGCUAUUUUCAUACACUGGUUCAAUCUUAGGACUUGUGCAUUCUGUUGUUUGGGCAUAGGGUAAUGUGUGACACCUUCAGUUUUGUGUGAUAUUUUGGGUUUCCAUAUUAGCUGAAAAUAUAAACAAUGGGCUUUUUGGGGGUGUUGAGUGUACGUACCCCAUGGUGCUUCCAUGUUAGAAAAGGUCUUGGACAACUUCCAUGUCUUGACUUGAGUUAGAUACGUCCCCAGUAACCUAUGCUCGUCAUUAGAGGUGGAGAAACAGAUCAGGUAGUCUGCUUUGAUGUUAUGAUUGAUUGCUGUCUGUGCUAUUAAACCACAAGAGAACAGAAUGAUGAAAUCAAUAUGGUGGUCAGGCUCAGUGAUCUGAUUGAUUGUACCACAGUGGAAUGGAAACAUAAUACCAGUCACCACAUUGUCUGAUCCAGACUUUAUUGUGUACCAGCUUACAACAGUUGAGUGCAGCAAUAAAACCACAUAAUAGUUGCAUAUAAAUGGAUCACAGGCUACCAUGGUUACUUGAUUAGAGUCAAAGUAUAUACUUUACAUUCACUCGAUCUCCCAUAGUAACCAUGAUGUUGGUAACAUAAGCUUCCACCAGUCUUCACAGAAUUGGUGUGUUUCUUCAUACAGGAGUUAUAUAGUCAUUAAGUGAGAGGUUUGUUUGUCAACAAUGCAUUUGCAAUGUUCUUGCAAUAUGUCUGCAACAAAUAAAUAACAAUCAAAACCAGUGAUUGAUACUGUGAGCGCUCCCCAAGUUACUGUGUCCAAUCUUACGGAGUUUCACAGUCCAAUCUUUUCCAGAAUCCCAGUUUCAUUACAACAGAUCUACUCCUACAAAUCUUUGUGAGACCAACAGGAAUGCCACAGUGUGUUCUCCUCACUGAGACCACCUCAAUGGACAUGGUGUCAGAUCAAAUUAUACUUAGUCAGUGGUUAAUGAGAUUAUGAACAGUAAGGCUGAGGUAGUCAGAAAUCAAAGUUUGGUUGACCCAGGAUUCAUUGCCGAGUAAGAUCUGUAAACAUUGUACGUGUUGUAAACACAUUUGUAAACUCAAACACAAUUGAACAAGAGAAUGCAUAUGAUAUUCUUUUGAAAAUAAUAUGCAGAGUAUUUCUUAGAUGUAACUGUUUUUCAUAGUUCUGAUGUUUAAUUUAUAUUAUUACUGUGUAUAAUUUGCACUUUUCUACAAGUAUGAUUUUACAGAUUCCCAUGACCAUGAUUCCAGAACAUAAACAUUCAGUAGGAACAAGAAGAAAGUAACAGUUGUGACUUGUUUGUGAACUACAUGGCAUGUUUAUCUUGCUCACUGAUAUGGACUCAUGGGCAAAUUGGAGCCAACAGCCUCAGGGUUGUGAGUGUGAAAAUUCAUCAGCUACAGGCAUUGAUAAGUUCAGGGCAGUGGGGUAGCCUGGUGGUUAAAGUGUUUGCUCGUCAUGCCGAAGGCCUGGGUUCGAUUCCCCACAUGGGUACAAUGUGUGAAGCUCAUUGCUGGUGUACCCUGUCGUGAUAUUGCUGUAUAUUGCUAAAAGCGACGUAAAACCCAACUCACUCAUUGAUCAGUUCAGUAGUGCAUAUAUUGUUAUUGUGUUUGAUACAACUAUC
Molecule: messenger RNA, 5000 nt
Organism: Haliotis rubra (blacklip abalone)
Lineage: Eukaryota; Metazoa; Mollusca; Gastropoda; Lepetellida; Haliotidae
Product: iron-sulfur clusters transporter ABCB7, mitochondrial-like
Exons: 14
Coding region: 22-2196 (724 amino acids)
Biological process (GO): transmembrane transport; intracellular iron ion homeostasis
Cellular component (GO): mitochondrial inner membrane
Molecular function (GO): ATP hydrolysis activity; ABC-type transporter activity; ATP binding
Source: RefSeq, a predicted model, not a curated record